Didymodactylos carnosus is the source of this 1650-nucleotide messenger RNA. The record is from the annotation of a GenBank genome assembly. NCBI's taxonomy places the organism in Eukaryota, Metazoa, Rotifera, Eurotatoria, Philodinida, Philodinidae.
AUGCCAUACAGUUGCGUAGUACUCAUUAUAUUGCUUUCAACUAUUCCCCAAUCGUUUUGCUUGAAUGCAUUAUUUAUUGGUAUUGGUGCUGCGGGCCAUGUGACGCCCCUGUUUGAAUUAGCUAAGGCAAUGAACAAGCAUAAUGUCACAUUUCUUACUCAACAAAUGGCUCAAUCGUAUAUUGAUUUGAAAUCAUAUUCUUCGUCUUCAUUUCGUGUAGUAUACGAUAAUGAUUCGUCUGACGCAUUGAUUGUGGAAAAGAACCGUGAACAACAAGUAUGGUCGCAUUUAGCUAAUAGAUCUUUGUUGGAUGCAUUGAUACAAGUAACACCAAUAUUCGGUCAAAUGAGUAUAUCUGUUCUAAACAAGACGAUACACAUUCUGAUGAGCGAACAAUUUGACGUGAUCGUAGCAAGUAGAGUGGUUAUUGGUGUAUCUGUUUUGUGCGAGAAAACAAACACGCCUUGUGUGAUGCAACAGCCAGCGGCGUUCCCUAAUAUUUUCGAUUUCAAUGUGCCAAACGUCUGCGCAUUAUUAUCAUCAAAAGAUUUAACUCAAUUCGGACAACGCAUCUACAACGUAGUUUUUACGAUUCGGAUCAUGACGAAAAUGGUGCCGAAAUUGGUGCCAGCACUUUAUAAGCUUUUUCAGUCAAUACCACGCAUACCUGGUCCAUUUUACGAUAUUUUCACUCUACAAAAUUUUCGGUUUUCACAAUCAAAAUGUUUGAAUUUAAUUAGUAUGCCACCUACAUUCUUUACACCAUCGUAUUCAUAUCAUCAUACAAAAUAUCUUGGAGCAUUUGUAAAUGAAACACUGGUAAAAAAUGUUGACAAUGAUCUUACAAGAUGGAUCAAAGCGAAACCGUUUAGUUCUAUUCUUUAUGGAGCGUUUGGUAGUAGUUCUCUGAUCUUACACGAACGAAUGUAUAAUUUAAUUAGCGGUCUCGCCACGUUUUUAUUGCAAACAAAUGGUAGUUCUCUAGUGUUAGGAUUUCUCAGUGCGAAUUAUCUUAUGUACCAAACAGUAUUGAAAGAUUUGGUCGAUGUCGAAUUGAGAGAUGUCCUAAACGAUGAUAAACGAGUACGAAUCGAAAACGGAUUUGUCAAUCAAAAAUGGAUAUUACAACAAGACUCAGUCAAAGUGUUUCUAAGUCAUUGUGGCAUGGGUUCAUGUUUAGAAGCCCUCUAUUUUACCAAACCGAUUCUGUGCAUGCCAUUCACUUCAGAUCAAUUUGCUAAUGGAUUUACGAUAACGAAUCUGAACGUUGGGCAAUCAUUGCUUGUGCCACCUUCUAUGUGGCAAUCAUUGAUACGUCCCUAUGACUUUUAUCAGUACACAUUUACAGCUAGCAGUGUAACAAACAAAUUACUGACAUUGUGGAGCGAUGCAAAAUAUGAAAAAGCAGCUCAGCUCAUGUCGCUAGAAAUGAAACACGCAGGUGGCUUGAAACGAGCAGUAGAAGAAAUUGAAUUCUUUGUGAAUCUACACGGGGAUCUCGAUCGCUUUGCACCAUUUCAAAGCACACUAUCGUUCUACCAACGAUAUAUGCUCGAUAUACUAUUCAUAUUCACUGUCUUACCUGGAAUAGUUAUAAUCUACAUAACAUUGAAAUGUUGCAAACGACGACGAAAACAAAAAACAGAUUGA